AUGGCCGAUCAACCGUCUUCAAACUCAAACCCGUUCGCGUUUCAAUGUUCGAUUGAUCGGGAACUCCUUGAAAUUAUUCAACGUUUUUGGCAACAGGAAGACGAUACGGUUUCGGUUCCCUGUAUUUCGCCGGACGAAAAAGAGUGCGAAGAUCACUUUGUGAGUAACUAUUCGCGUGAUUUAAACGGUCGUUUCGUGGUUCGUCUUCCUUUCCGUCGGUCUCCCACUGAAUUGGGCGCUUCUUAUCCGAUUGCCAUACAGACUUUCACAAGACUUGAACUGAGAUUCGCCAAAAAUUUGAAUUUUAAACAGAAGUACAAUCAAUUUAUGUGUGAAUACCUUGAAUUGGAUCACAUGCGUCAAGUAUCGGCCCCGCUUCGUGAACUUCCUCAAUUCUAUUUGCCUCAUCAUGGAGUUAUUCGGGAGAGCAGUUCGACUACAAAAUUGCGCGUCGUGUUUAAUGGGUCCCAGAAAACAUCUUCGGGCAUGUCGUUAAAUGAAUGUCUCCAUACCGGGCCUAAACUUCAAACCGAGUUGGUCGACGUUCUUCUCCGGUGGAGACGCCAUCCGGUGGUAUUCGCGUGUGAUCUAGAAAAAAUGUACAGACAGAUUAAAGUACAUCCAGACGAUUGGCGGUAUCAACAAAUCGUUUGGCGUGAAAACUGUACGGAUCCUAUUCAAACCUAUCAGCUAAGUACCGUUACUUACGGGUUAUCGUGCGCGCCAUACUUAGCGAUUCGGUGCCUUCGGCAGCUAGCGGACGAACACUUAAGCUCACAGCCUCUGGGAGCUUCUGUUAUUCGACUGGACACCUAUGUGGACGACAUCCUCUCGGGCGCGAACGAUCUAGACAAGGUUCAGGAGGUUAUCUUUCAAGUGAACCUUAUCCUGACGGCGGGCGGUUUUACUGCGCGAAAAUGGACGUCGAAUCAUCCUGAAGUGCUUCGUUCUUUAGCUCCUGAAUUCCUUUCAGGUUCAAGUACUGUUAAGUUAGACGAAUCAAACUCGCCGCGUGCGUUGGGAUUGCUCUGGAACAAUUCAGAGGAUAAUUUUUUGUUCAGUUUCAAGUCAUAUACUGAUAAACCAUUCGAACUUACCAAACGCGUCAUCUUAUCCUUUAUCGCGCGGUUGUUUGACCCGCUCGGCUGGCUAGCUCCUAUCGUUGUUACAGCCAAAAUCUUUAUGCAAGAGCUGUGGACUCGAAAUCUUGAGUGGGACGAUUCUUUACCAAGCGAUUUGGUGACGCGGUGGAGUUUUUUCCUUGAUAAUUUUAAAGAGGUUCCAACUAUUCGGGUACCGAGGUGGCUUGGGUUGUCGGACUGUGCACAAUCGGUCGAGGUUCAUGGAUUCGCUGACGCCUCGAACAGCGCUUAUGGUGCGGUGGUUUAUCUUCGGGUUGUUUCGGGUGAUGAAGUGCGUGUUUCAAUCCUUAUCGCUAAAACAAAAGUGUCACCAAUUAAGCGCGUUACGAUACCGCGACUCGAGUUGUGCGCCGCGGUUAUUCUUACGCGUUUGAUCCGACGAGUUCGCGUGACUUUGGAUCUUAUUAAUCAUCCAGUGCACCUGUGGAGCGAUUCGACCGUUGCUCUAUUCUGGAUCUGCAGCCAUCCAUCACGUUGGAAGGACUAUGUUCGCAACAGGGUGACCGAGAUCCAGGAAUUGACCGAGGCGAAGUGGCAUCAUCUCCCAAGCGAGGAUAAUCCAGCGGAUCUACUAUCUCGUGGCGUUCCAUUGAGGAGACUGCAGCAAGAGGAUUUUUGGUGGUCCGGACCUUCCUGGCUCCGUUCAUCAUCAUCACAGUGGCCUUUGUUCCGGGCAACGUUGAGUACCGAAGCUGAUGUGGAGCAACGAGCUAUUUCAACUUCAAACACAGCAUCCAUGGUGAAAAAAGGCUGGGACCUUAAAGAAAAAUAUUCGUCCUUGAGCAAACUUCUUCGUGUUACGGCUUGGUGUAUCAGAGUUUUCGACAGAAAUAAGCUUUAUUCUGUUUCAGAUAUUCUGUCGCCGGAAGAAAUUAAUCGCUCUUUAAUGUUUUGGGUUCGCGAAUGUCAGCAAUUAUACUUCGGUCAAGAGAUCCGACUUCUGCAGAGCGGAAAAGCAGUUCAACGUUCAAGCCCACUAUUCCGUUUAGUCCCAUUCGUUGAUGGAUUGGGGUUUCUCCGUAUCACUGGUCGCCUUCGAUUUUCGACGUUGGAUUGGGACGAGAAACACCCAAUUAUACUGCCAAGGGACUCCAGACUCACUACAUUGAUAAUUGACAGCCAUCAUCGUAGAACAUUGCAUGGAGGAACACAACUUACCUCCACUUCCAUUCGUCGACAGUUUUGGAUCAUUGGAGGCCGUGUUCCCGUUCGGGCUUUUAUCCAUUGA
This is a messenger RNA of Onthophagus taurus, 2370 nucleotides long. RefSeq lists its product as uncharacterized. Gene Ontology annotation, molecular function: nucleic acid binding. Gene Ontology annotation, biological process: DNA integration. NCBI's taxonomy places the organism in Eukaryota, Metazoa, Arthropoda, Insecta, Coleoptera, Scarabaeidae. The record is from RefSeq and is a predicted model, not a curated record.